Plasmodium relictum is the source of this 969-nucleotide messenger RNA. It is a transcript of the gene TFB4, whose product is annotated as RNA polymerase II transcription factor B subunit 4, putative. Bases 1 to 969 code for a protein of 322 amino acids. Gene Ontology annotation, cellular component: transcription factor TFIIH holo complex; transcription factor TFIIH core complex. NCBI's taxonomy places the organism in Eukaryota, Apicomplexa, Aconoidasida, Haemosporida, Plasmodiidae. Gene Ontology annotation, biological process: nucleotide-excision repair; regulation of DNA-templated transcription. The record is from RefSeq and is a predicted model, not a curated record. The transcript has a single exon.
AUGCAGAAAAAUGAGGAAGUUUGCUCAAAAACAGAUAAUUUAAAAGAUGAAAAAGAAGUUAAAAACCAUUUAAUUUUAGUUAUAGAUGUUAACUUAUUAAUAUGGUGUGAAGGAUUAAAAAUAAAGUUUGAUAAAAAUCAAGUAAAAACUUUAAAAUUAUCCGAUUUUUUUAAAUCAAUUUUUCAAUUUAUAAGAUUCUAUUGUUUCAUGAGUAAUUCAGAAAGGAUAUGUAUAAUUGCUACAUGUUCUAAUAAUUGUAAAAUCAUAUAUGAAAAUUAUAUAUCUUAUGCUAAAAAUAAUUUAACAGAAAAUGAUUAUUGUAGUGAUACUUAUGAUAAUUUAAUUAAUUUUAUUAAUGAAAAUAAAAGUGAUAAAUUAAGUGAAAGUACCUUAUCAUCAGCCUUAAUCAUUGCAUUAUGUUAUAAUAAUAGAAUUUGUAAUUUAUAUGAAAAUAUUAAUACUAGAAUAUUUUUAUUAGAUAUAUCCAAAAGCCACUUUUAUACCAAUCAAUAUACACAAUUAAUGAACAUAGCUUAUAAUGCUAAAAGAAAUAAUGUAAUAAUUGAUGUCUUUUCACUUAAUCAUAAAACGAAAAUACUUGAACAAAUAUGUAAUAUUACCAAUGGUUUAUAUAUAGAUAAUAGCAUAUUUUUAAAUGUUAAUUGCAAUGAUAAAAUUGAAGAUAUAUUGACACAAAUUAUUAUUUUUUGGUUUUUACCCUCAAAUAAUUCGAGAAAAUACUUUUCUAAUACAUACUUAAAUGAAGAUACCAAUAUAGCUGUUUGCUCCUGUCACAACAAGCAAAUAGAUAUAGCUUAUAUUUGUUCUUGUUGUUUAGCUAUUUACUGCUCGGAAAAGGAUUCUCAAACUAAUAAAGAUAGAAUUUGUUGUUCUAUUUGUAAAACAAGAUUUACUAAAUCAUUAUUAAGAAAUAAAAUUGUUUCCGAUCUAGAUUUUACUUUUAUUUAA